AUGUCUGAUCUUGAAGAUGAAAUUAAAGUCCUUAAAGAGACAAAUAAUGAAUUGGUACAAAAAGUACAGUAUUGGAAGAUGACCGCCGCGCAACGAGAAAAUGAAAAACUGGAGCUUAUGAAAGAAAUUAAUGAACUUAGAUUAAAGCUAAGUAGGAUAAGAAGUGGCGGAGCGGCGCAGGUGCGUCAGCUAGAUGCAGCUUUACAGGCUGCCAGCCAGGAGGCACUUACCCACUUGGUACAAGCCUCAAGCGCUGUUGCUCGGACAAUGGACCUCGCAAAAGCUUACAUGAGGGACAGACAAGAGUUGGAUGCUGCUUCGCCACGCUGGAGCUCUAUCAGCGGCACUCCUGCGUCAGAGAAAGUGAAUAGAGUUCCACCGAUGUUGAUUGGUGGCCAAUCAAUUCAGCCGGUGGUAUCGCUUAGCAGAACCUUGGUCUAUAAUAGAAGCACACGUACUCUAAACAGAAGCCCAAAUCAACAAACCCGUAAUGUUACUGAGCGGGCUGUGCCUAUCCAUAUGUUACAAGAUUUAUACAUACCAUUGACAAGGAUAGAUGCAACAGAAACACUUCGCAACAUGGAAACUGAUGCAGGUUCAAAUAAUAGAGAUGAUAGCACUGAAGACCUUGGCCUAGAUGAUAGCAGUGAACAUGUUAUUGAUGAGUCGCAAAACAUGUCUGAUAUUGACGAGUUCGAGAACUCAAGGAGACUUGAAGCAGUUACCGAAGACUUGGAGCCAGAAGAUGAGGAACAAACACCUCCAUCUGUUCCAAGGACAAGAUCAGAAAACCCAUUGGAAGGUCCAAGCUGGCUGUUGGAUAUACAAAAUACGCAGCCGAGGAGAGAAAAAUUUCUCGUCAACUUGGAACCAGACUCCACAACGGAACUGCAGGAGAGUGGGCACCCAAGCACCGCUUCACCAGCAGUAGAAACACAGGGCUCGCGGCUGGCGGUGGCUGUGGCGGGCGUGGGGUGCGAGUUCUCCCCGACGGUGCGCCGCCGCAAGCGCACCUCGUCGCCCCCCGCCCCCGCCCCCGCCCCCGCCCCCGGCCCCGCCACGCCCCACUACUCGCCGCGACCCAACAGCACCGGCGGGCGUGUGCUCAAAGUGAUGGUGGCGAAGUUGAGAUUGGAGGAGAACGAGGAAGGGAGUGGGGACGCGUCGCCCCCCAAGAGGGCGAUGCGGGACACGUCGCCCCCCAACAGGGCGAUGCGGACCACUUCGCCCCCAAAUAGGGCGAUUCCGAACACGUCGCCCCCCAAGAGGGCGAUACGAGAGCCCUCCCCAGCCGGUGGGUCCAGCCCGUCGCUGCCGGACAGGUCACCGCGAGAGCCCUGCAGGAAGGACCGGUCGCCGAGGAGGCUGAUGCGCUUCGACGCGCCCAGCCCCAACGGCGCGACAGACGCCCGAGUCAUAGUCUCAGAAACGAAAAGCGCGCCGUGUGGGUCCGGCGAGCCGAGCGGCACGUCGAAGGCGGCAAGCGGCCGCGACACGAGCGGCACGCGCGUCACGGAUCGCGACACGCGCGUCACCGAUCGCGACACGCGUGACACGGAGCGCGACACGCGUGACACGGAGCGCGACACGCGUGACACCAGCACCGGCAGUCGGCGAGAUCGCAUGAGCCGUCGCGACGCAUGCGAGAGUGACGCCCGCGACAGCGAUAGCAGCACCGAGAGAACGGAGGGCCGAACGCGCCGGCCCAGGAAAGCGGUCACUUACAAGGAGAAGCCGCUCAACAGGAAGUUACGGAGG
Messenger RNA from Iphiclides podalirius (scarce swallowtail), 1758 nucleotides. Lineage: Eukaryota; Metazoa; Arthropoda; Insecta; Lepidoptera; Papilionidae. The record is from the annotation of a GenBank genome assembly.